AUGACUUCGCCAGCAGCCUCUCCUCCCUCUUCGGUGCCCUCCUCGCCGCGCAGGAGUCUGUUCAGCCUUCCCGGGCUGGGCAAGAAGAACUACACCCCCUCUUCGGCUGACGGCGCCACCACGCCUGGCGGUCACAUGACCACCAUUGCGCAGACGCCCAUCCUCGAAUCGUCGAACCCGCUCGAGAAGGCGGUUGUGCCCUCGGAGGCGCGCGAGCAGCAGAUCGUUGGUGUGCCCGGCGCCAAGCUCGAGAACGAAGUGGCCAAGAUCCUGAUUGCGCUCGACGGCACCGAGGCGGGCGACAAGGCAUACAAGUACCUGCUGGAGAACAAGCUGCUACGAACCGACAGCCACGUGUUCCUGUGCACGGUGCUUCCCGCCAAUGUCAUUUCCACACCCUGGGUCGCCGGACCGCUCACCAUCGACACGGAGAAGCACAACGAGCUGCUCAAGCAGAUCCGUGCGCAGGCCAUCGAGAAGCUCGAGCCGUACAAGGCACAGCUCAAGCAGAAGGGCUUCAACGUCACCAUCCACGUGCUCCACGGCGACGCACGCGCAAGCUUGCUCCGCGUGGCCAACUACCACCACGUCGACCUCGUGCUCGUAGGCAAGAGGGAACGCAGCUGGAAGAAGGGCUUCGGUUCGUCGGGCACCGUAUCGAGCUACCUCGUCUCGCACUCGACCGCACCCGUCCUCGUCAUCAAGUAA
Molecule: messenger RNA, 708 nt
Organism: Moesziomyces antarcticus
Lineage: Eukaryota; Fungi; Basidiomycota; Ustilaginomycetes; Ustilaginales; Ustilaginaceae
Exons: 1
Coding region: 1-708 (235 amino acids)
Source: RefSeq, a predicted model, not a curated record